ACAGACAGAUAGAUGCAAUGCACUGAUGAAGACAAAUGCGCCAUCACAUGGUAUUAAUGACGGGCAAUAGGGACAGAAAUGGAGUCAACCCGCAAUAACUAAACCAGUGACGGAACCCGCAUUGCAUCACAGAAUCAAUUCCUGGUCAGUGCACGCGCCUCAUGAUCUGCCGGCUUAAUUACUCCUUUACCUAUCAUGCGAACCGAACCGUUUAGGUGAUGCAUUACCACCGACAAGUAUGUUUUAAGGGAAGCGAUUGGCCAGUUUUUUUGGGGGAAGUUUAGCCUCCAGUCUGACGCGAAUUCAAAGACGAGCGAGAGGCAUCAGCAACAGGGCACUGCCAAUUCACCGGCGAGGACAAUUACACAGAAAGUAUCUCGAUCGUAUAGACGAUCAAUUGGGACCGAACAGCACUGACGACAUUACUCGAUUUUGAUUGCGUUGCUCUAAUUGUGUGGGGAUUUCUUACAUUUUUGCGUCAUUAAAUGGAGCGGCGUAGGUGACGUUUGGACUGUUGCGUUCAAGAGGAGCUCUUACCAAGACUAAAAGCCGGCGCGGAAAAAUAUGUAUGGACGCUAUACACAGGAGUUGGGGGCCUAUGCCAAAGAAGAGGCAGCUCGUCUGCGUGAAGAUGGAGCACUGCGGAGGACCACCAGUGUGCGUGGCCAGGCUCCAGAACUGAUGGAGUAUGAGAAGGACUCGUGUGCCAAGUGUCAAGUCUGCACUUCACGGUGUCGGAAGUUCCUGAUUUCCCGUGUGGGUGAAGACUGGAUCUUUCUCAUCCUCCUGGGGCUCCUCAUGGCAUUGGUCAGCUGGGCUAUGGACUACACUAUUGCCUUCUGCCAGCAAGCACAGAAGUGGAUGUAUGGUGGUCUGCACAGUAACAUGUUGAUGCAGUACCUGGCCUGGGUCACUUACCCAGUAGUACUCAUCACAUUCUCUGCCGGCUUCACACAGAUACUGGCGCCACAGGCAGUGGGCUCUGGGAUCCCAGAGAUGAAGACCAUCCUCCGAGGUGUGGUGCUAAAAGAGUACCUCACUUUCAAAACCUUCGUCGCCAAAGUGAUUGGCUUAACUUGCGCCCUUGGAAGUGGCAUGCCUCUAGGCAAAGAGGGACCAUUUGUUCAUGUUGCCAGUCUGUGCGCUGCUCUGUUGAGCAAAUUCAUGGCCUUGUUUGGAGGAAUCUACAUGGAAGAGCCCUUUGAGGGAAACAAGAAUGAGCUGAGAAACACAGAGAUGCUGUCAGCCGCCUGUGCAGUGGGGGUGGGCUGUUGCUUUGCGGCCCCUAUUGGAGGAGUGCUGUUUAGUAUUGAGGUCACAUCUACGUUCUUUGCUGUGAGGAACUACUGGAGAGGAUUCUUCGCUGCAACCUUCAGUGCCUUUAUCUUCAGGGUGCUGGCAGUGUGGAAUCAGGAUGAGGAGACAAUCACGGCUCUCUUCAAAACGCGCUUUCGUCUGGACUUUCCCUUUGACCUACAAGAGCUUCCAGCUUUUGCUGUGCUCGGGAUUGCCAGUGGUUUUGGUGGGGCGUUGUAUGUCUACCUGAACAGGAUCAUAGUGGAGUCUAUGAGAAAACAGAAAACCAUCAACAAGUUUUUGCUAAAAAAAAGACUAGUGUAUCCGGCAGUGGUCACUCUUCUUGUCUCUACACUCACCUUUCCUCCAGGGUUUGGACAGUUCAUGGCAGGCCAGCUGACUCAACAUGAGUCACUAGUGGCACUCUUUGACAACCAGACCUGGUACAAGCAAGGUGUUGCUGAGGAGUUUGCAUACUCAAGUCAAGUACCUCAGGCCUGGAAGCAUCCACAAGUCAGUGUGUUCAUCACACUCCUCCUCUUCAUUGUCAUGAAGUUCUGGAUGUCAGCUGUGGCCACAACAAUGCCUGUGCCUUGUGGGGCCUUCAUGCCGGUUUUCCUCAUUGGGGCUGCGUUCGGUCGACUGGUCGGCGAGAGCAUGGCCGCCGUCUUCCCUGAAGGAAUACACGCUGACAACACUGUAUAUCCCAUAGUUCCCGGCGCAUAUGCAGUUGUAGGGGCGGCGGCUCUUUCUGGCGCAGUCACUCACACCGUGUCCACCGCCGUCAGUCUCACAGUUGGAAAUGUAAUCCCACAAUUCCACCUCAUAUCCUGUGACAGACACAUUCUUUACCUUCUCCAUCUCCUUUCCCACCCUCCCACAAUUUCCCUUUGCUAUCCCCCAUUCCUCCAGCUAUCCCGCUGUGUCUCUCUCACUUCUCUCUUUCUCUCUCUUUCUUUCUCUUUCUGGUCUCUCUGCUGUCUCCCUUGCCUGUGUCCCCACCUGGCUCCAGAGUCCAUGAUCCUGCUGGGCUCUACAGAGCGCUCCCAGCUUCAGUCCCUGCUCUCGCAGCAGCUCAGCCGAGCUCGCAGGCUGGAGUACUUGAGAGAACGUGCUCAGGACAAUGGCACCCAUGUGCCCACCUUCCCCCAAGACUCUCCCUCCAGGACUGGUCAUGGCGUACGUUUCCUGAUCUCCACUGAAGAGUCCUCCUACAGCCCCACACUGACUAACUCCCAGAUCCCCCUCAAGUCUGCUCUGAAGACAGUGUCUGCAAUCAGCAACACAGAGUCAUUAAACAGCUCUCCUAACCUAUCUUCUGGGGAACCUGUGAAGGAGCUAGUAGAGAGCAAUGCUGGCCCCAAGGCUCCUAAGAGGAGCAGGAGGCCCAAGCGUGUGAAGAUACCCAUGGCGGAUACACCUGAUGUUGAAGAUGACAUGUCAACAGCAGAGAUGGCAGAGUGGGAGGAGCAACAGUUGGAUGAGGCUGUUAAUUUCAACAACUGUAAAAUAGACCCUGCACCCUUUCAACUGGUGGAACGGACAUCUUUGCAUAAGACACACACCAUUUUCUCACUACUUGGUCUGGAUCAUGCCUAUGUCACCAGCACCGGACGUCUAGUAGGAGUGGUCUCUCUAAAGGAGUUGCGUAAGGCCAUCGAGGGCUCUGUAACUGUGACCGGAGUGAAAGUCCGUCCCCCGCUGGCCAGCUUCCGUGACAGCGGCAACAACAGCAGCGUCUCAGAGGUCACUGAGCUCCACAAGCUCUGGAGUCAUAACAGGAGCCUGUUGUUGCCACGGGAACCUAACCUCCCCGACCUGGAUGACCAAACGGAGCAGCCGUCCGAGGGCAGCUUCGUGAACGAGACCGAGUGCACAGAGCUGUCCAGUCAGAACAGCCCAUUACACACAGACGACCAAUCAGAGCUGGCCUACGCCGAGGCCACUCCCCAAGAGGAGCACCUAACGCAGCUCCCCUGUGACUGUACCCACCCUCUGGAGGACGGAGGCUCAGAGGUCGUCGGCGAGCAUUGCCCAGCUCCGAUCAAGGAAGCGGUGAGCGAGGGAAUCCCCUCGCCACCAGAGGGUCAGCAGGAAUGACAGCUGCUUGCGGUCGGUAACACACACUCCAUUUACACCAUAAGCGGGAUUGUGAAGUCAGGUUGAGGAGAAACUGGAGGAAGUCUUUAAGCAGUGAAGCACACUCUCUGCUCCGCACUAAUCAAAUCAUCCCUAAUCGCUGGUCCUGCCUUUACAUGAAACACGCCGUGUGUGUUUGUAUGUGUGGGAUGUCAUAGAUACGCACUGCAGUAUGAGUGCCGCGUGGCUUGACGUGUUUGACGAUGGCUCAUGAGCGAUCGUCUGUUUGUACUUGUGUAUUUGUCAUAAAUUUCGGUGUCUGUUGAUUUGUGGCUUCAUAGCGCAUUUCUGUGUUGAUUUAUGUUGAUGAAAUUCAUUUUAAGAAGUUUAUUUUCGAUGAUGUCACGGCGGGUUUUCAUCAUAAACGUGUUUGUUCGUUGAUUUGUGGCUUCAUGGCGCGCGUGUGUGUGUUUCUUCGUCCUCGUGCAAGCGAUAGAGUGUGCAUAAGAAAAGCUGAGUGUGUGUGCGAGAGUGACUCCUAGCCAACGCACCCAUCUGGUGCCGACACUUUAAAUCCAAAUAAAAUGGUCUCUGAGAGCCAAACUACAAUUUUGCUCUAAAUAUAGCCCUUAAUAGCCCACACUGCAAGGAAACAUGGAGAGAAAGAGCGGGGGGAAAGAAGGGGAACGGGUGGGCAAAAGAGGACACAGAAGACAUGGAGAGAACAAAAACAUGAUGCAAAAUGAGCGAAAAACAGGAAGGAUACAUGAACAUGAGUCAUGGAAAGGCAGGAGAAUGAAUGGGAGAGUGGGGUAAACUGUGCCGCUUUUUACUUAGGUCGUCAACUAGAUAAGAAGAAAUAAGCAAUCAGGGAAAUGAAUAUGCCUGAUUAUAUUUCAGAAUACAUAGGGGCACAGAAAUAUGACUUUUUAAGAAAAAUGGUCGAGUGACACGACUUACCCCACAUUAGGGGAAAUAUGUGUUAUGAAUGUUGAGCCAUUAGGGAAUAUUUUAACUAUUUAUUUCAGGUAAAAUAUGAACAUUUAAUGAACAUGAAUCUUAUUUCAAAGUCUUAUUUUGAUGCACAAUAUUCACAUUUUCAUAAGCCAACUAGAAAAAUCCAGUGCAUUUGCAUUUUAUGAUAUGAUAUGAUACGAGUAUUUGUUUUUUUCCUGCAUUUGGAGGCAAAACUCAUCCUCACUAUGUGCCACUGUCACAUUUUACCCUGAAGCACCUGACACACUUUACCCAAAAGCAAAAAUUUUGGGGAAAACAAAAUAUUCAUUUCUAAUUCAUUGCUAAAUGUAUUUAUUUAUUCAUGAUGUGAUGUGAUUUGAUUUGAUAAUACAUAGCAUCUUUGGCAUGGAUACAUUUGUUUUGACAUCAAACUCAUUUUACCUGCCAUGCAGAAAAUUUACAUUGACAUGCAUUUUUUUUAACACAAAAAAAAUUGCUUAUGUGAAUCACAGGCAGCUGAAUACAAUGGCCAUUUUUUUAAAACAUGGUCAUUUGACAAAAAUCAUCCAGUUUGCUAGAUUACAGGGGUGGCACAUCUUACCCCACUCUCCCCUCCAAAACCAACAGUGACUCAUAAAGAGGAGUUUCCAACCAGGGUAGUUUUGAAGCACAUUGUAAUUAUCAUUCAAACAAAACACAGCAAUACACAAGCGUUUUCCAUACUGACAGCAUGGGGGGAAAAAUUAAAUGUGAAAAAUGCUUUAACAAAUCGUCGUUGAGCACACCAUUUGGAUGGUGUUGCCUGUAAUUACGAGUAAUGAUAUCCCACAUUAUGUAGGCACGUUAAGCAUGCGCAGAUCUGUAUCAGGACCAGUGGGUAGCAUAGCUGCCUGGCCAUUUAAAAUAUAUUAAAGCAUCUUCCUUAGAAGCUCAAAAUACUCUGAGACUCCACGUGGAGAAACGGAGCCUCUUAAAUUCUUAAUUAUAUGCAUGAACCCCGAUGCAAUCAUUUGCAUGCUCACACACUCGCAUAAACAAUACGCAUCAUAUUGCUUUCCAGCCAGCUUAAAUACAGCCAUUUAAAAAGACUGCAUAGGCCUGUUUCAUGUUACCUCAUCGGGUUUACUUGCAUGGCCUUUUGCUUUUUAAUUCAAGGCCAGAUUUGUUCAGAAAUCCAGAGCACAAUAUUUUUCGCACAUGCUCACAACACGUCACAGACUAUGAUGACAGUUUAGAUUGAGUGAAGUUUUCGACUGUGGUAGAACCGCAAGAACCAGCCUUUGUAUAAAUACCAUUGCAGGGAGUUUGUGGUCACUGUGCAGAUCUCAUCCAGCAAUCAUCAAAGUAUUAAAAUGUAAUUCAUUACAAUGAUGGAUUCUGUGUACCUGCAAUCUGAAUUGUUUUACACAUGCGCAAAGCUUUUAACAUUUGAUUUUGAGCUGUCAACUGUGCAAUAACGUCGUAUGAGAAUUACUGCUUGCCAAAUAGGGUUAUUUUACUGAACACUGGCCCUAUUGCUACAGUGCAUAUAAUUUUGAAACUGUUUGCAAUAAUGCACAUCAUGAAUAGGACAUGUACUGGAACAAACGGACAAGUCUGUUUGCAGUUAAUAUUUUUAAAUGCCUUCAGAUUUCGUUUUCACAACUUACAACGUGUUUACUGGACCUCGGCGGUGGAGUUUUCACAAGUUUGAGCCUGAGGAUGAUGUAAUGUUCUGUUUGCAUCAAAACUGUGGCUGAACGACGCUAUGCAGUAUGGUCAAGAACAGCACAACUACCCCAGACACAGCCUAAGCAGAGCUAAACGGAGAAUGAGUUACGUUUCUUUUUCUUGUGCACUGCAGAAUUGGGAGGCUACGGGUUUGAUUUAAACGAAUCAAGGCAAGUGGACCAAAACCAUAACCGUGAAGACUGACUUCCUGACACAGCCUUUUCUCAUUUUCUCAGAAACGGCUGUUAUGAGUUCUGCGAGCCACUAGAGCGAAAUUCAUCUGGCUGCACUAAUCAGCUGUUUUAUUAACGUUUGUUAUGAAAGCAAAUCCUGAUGUGGGACAGGAAUAACUUAAAAGGGUUAGUUCACCCAAAAAUGAAAAUUAGGCUGUGUUUUACUCAC
Messenger RNA from Sinocyclocheilus anshuiensis, 6444 nucleotides. RefSeq names its product chloride channel protein 2-like. NCBI's taxonomy places the organism in Eukaryota, Metazoa, Chordata, Actinopteri, Cypriniformes, Cyprinidae. The transcript is spliced from 24 exons. Gene Ontology annotation, biological process: transmembrane transport; chloride transport. Bases 565 to 3396 code for a protein of 943 amino acids. Gene Ontology annotation, molecular function: voltage-gated chloride channel activity. The record is from RefSeq and is a predicted model, not a curated record. Gene Ontology annotation, cellular component: plasma membrane.